UCCCUUAUAGCAUUUUCUGAUGAAAUCUCUCCGCUUUAGCUCCGCGGCUAGCUCUGACGAGAAAGCGAAACGGAAAUACCAACGAGGCGAGACACAAAAGUAUUCCAUAUAAAGCGAAUUAACAAGUGAAUCCGUUUUAUUUUUACAUUAAGGAGAUCUCGUAUGCUUGGUUUUGGUGUUUGUGAUGUUUUAAAGCUUACGGAAUUUUCAGAAAAACGCGGGCUCGAUUGAGGUGACACAAGACUGACAUAUGAAGAAUCGACACUUUCUUCCCACAGACGAAAAAAUGGCUUUCGUUUCGUACUUUACUUUGGAAUAUACCGGACUGUCUUGCUGUUUUAUCGCCUCAGAAUACCUUUCCCAUCCUUCUGUCGUCUCUACAAUUCCCUCAAGCCGAAAUAAGUUGUGUUAUUUUCCUCAAGAAGGCACGGUUGGCGUAAACGCUGCGGUCAGUAUGGACGCUGAUGGUAUUCGCUGGCGCCAAGUCGGACUCUAAAUAUUUACCAGUACUCAUGUAUCCUGUCAAGGGCUGAAAAACAAUGGAAAAUAAGCGAUUUACUUUUUUCGUAGCUAACAUUUAGCCUAAACUAAAUCUGUUGUGACCUUAAAAAAAUAGCUUCUGGCUGCGUCGGGAAGUUUAGUCUUAUAAGGACAUAUCCGGGUUGUGUUUGGAAAAGCUGCUAUUCGGUACAUAAUUCAAAAUAAUAACAUUAAAAGAGAAAUCUUUGAAAACCCAGCACUUUUAUGCACAUUUAUCAGUAAAAGUGGCCAUCUUUGAGCUAUUCAUAAAGUAAGUCGCUUAAAUUAAUUGUUAGCUUGUUAUAUAUCAAUUAAGUUUAUCUAGUUGUAGUCAAUUUAAAGGAGAACUCAUGUUUAGAAGUAUGAACGCACAUGGACACUUUUCUAAAGAGAACACGCGCUCCACGCGUGACAGCGAUGAGAGCCCUGACAGCUCGUGGAUCAGCGCGUUCUCUCUGGUCUCCAGGCCCGCGUGGUCUCUCCUGCAGAGAUAUUUACCGGGAAGAGUCCAGACAGCAUGCGACAUGAAGUCAAAUUUAGAUUUGACAAACUCGCUGAUGGGUGGUCUCGGUGAUAUCCCUCUGAAAGAGGCCUACCUCCACUGCCAGCAUGAAAACGCGGCGUGCGCGACUUCCGGUGACCAGGGGACCCUGCCCUGGUUGACGCCCGAUUUACUGGGCGAACUGAGAAUCCAGAACACCGCACAGAAGGAUUUAAAUAUGCAAAGGCAGGCCACAUUUGGAUACCUCGGGACGGCGAGACAUUAUUUCAGCCAGGUUUUAUUGAAAACCGGAAGAGAAAAAACAGAUGCGGUGACCGUGCGCUCUGCCAACAGCUGGUGGUUGGGUGGAUUUUGGGGGGCCGAGGAUAGCCCUCAAAACAUGCUGCUAAAUGUACCACAUGGUCGAAAAGAGACUGGUACCACCUGGCAGCAUUGUAGAGAGCAUCACAGUGUUGCCUAUUGUCCGAGUCACUCACAGGGUGUCGUUGCCAUGACAACUGUAUGUAGCAAUGAUGGGGAAUCAAUGCACAACGAAAGCGCUGGACCCUUGUGCUCUAAAGGGCUGGACCACAAUGCAAGCCUACACACAGGAUCCCUCACAAACGUAUACCAGCUUCCUUUAGAUGAUGAGAAGCAAAAUGCUUUAAAACCUCUGGUUUGUUGUAGAGCCUACAGCGAAGUGGCAGUUCUGACCCCAGAUCAGGAUAAUGGCUAUUCGAGCUUGGAGGAAGAACACUCAAAUGGUAAGCUUCGUAGUAUGAGGCUGCUUUCUAAUGGGCAGGAGGUGUCAGAAACCGAUGGGGAUGUUGCCUCUGAGGGCACUACAGAAAAUGAGUCUCAUAGUGAGCCUGUCGAUUGCAAGGAAGAAGUUAGGGAAACGAUGAAAGAUUCUGAGUCGUCCGAUACUGAAAAGACGGCAGAGGCAGCCGAGGACCUGCCCGUUUUGCCCAAUCCUAGCUGUCAAAACAAGGUCAUCGCCUAUAUCAUGGGUAGCCCUUGCAGUGGAGAGUCUGAAUCUGAGGAUGAUGAUGAAGAGUGGGACAGUAAUGAUGACGAUGGGUUUGACAGUGAAGGUUCAUCCCACUUCUCUGAGUCUGAGGACCUGGAUGACAGCGAUGAUGAAUCAGAGGAGGAUACCGAUGAAGAGGAGGCAGACUCUGAGACGGAGAGACUCUGGAAUUCUCUGUGCCAAAACGGGGAUCCUUACAACCCUAGGAAUUUUACAGCUCCGAUAAGGACAGCCUCCAAGCCAAAUCCCACUACAGAAUCCCUAGUCUCAGAGUCUCCACCAGCGCAUAUGUCAUCCCACCUUUCAUCGUCUCCAUUGUUGUCCUCACUUUCUGAGAACGAGUCGAGUGAAGACGCUUGUGAUGUGGAUGAGGAAGAGAGUCUCAAACUAUGGAACUCGUUUAGUUGCUCAUCAGACCCCUACAGUCUCUUCAACUUUCAAGCCCCCAUAAAGACUCAUAAACCCCCUAAAUCUUGCCGGAAGAAGGCACGGGCUGGAACCCCGUGUUACAAAAGCGAGGAGGCUGAGGAGAGGUUGGACAGUGGAUUUUCAGAGAUUUCCUCCAGUAAUGCAAUGGGUGUGCAGCCGAAAAAGGUGCAGUUUGUAGAAGAGGUAGAGGAGUUUUAUGCCAGCAGCGAUGAGGACCGCCACGGCCCCUGGGAGGAAAUUGCUCGGGACCGCUGUCGUUUUCAGCGUCGUGUUCAGGAAGUUGAAGAGACUAUUAGCUAUUGCCUAUCUCCAACUUUCCGCCUGGUCAUAUUUCAGAGACUCCACAAUACUAGCUAAUUAAAAAAUUUCUUUGACAAUAAAUGUAAACAAUGAAUAAGAAACAAUGUAUCAAUAGUUAAAUUCAGGGCAUCGGGAAGGCCCUUAAAUGUUCUAAGGGCUCACAAGUCACAAAUCCAAGGAACUCGGAGGAUCCUUCUAGUGAAGGUCAUUUCACUUGAGUUAUGCUGAAGUUCCAUGCGUUUUGUGCUGAGCUGUGGUGUGAAUUUGGAAAUAUGCAUUUUGUUUGAUUUUUGUUUUCUGCGCAACUCACGCUGUCCUUUCUACCCCGUACUGCAGUAGUUUCAUUUAAGGAGAAACGAAACUAAUAGAUGUUCUUGUUCAGUGACAAGGAAACAGAGUUUUAAAUAGCUGAUUUGUUUGUGUUUUACUUACGCCUGUUAAAAAAUUUGAUUUAAUGAUUUACAAACAUUACACACAAAUGCACUAACUUUACCUCUUGGUGGGACACUAAAUUAAUGUUUAUCUUACUGUCAUAACUGACCGUGUUAGUGCAAAAGUGUUUUUGAGGAAUGAAAGGAAGAAAUGACCUAUGCGAAGUGCUUGCCAUUUUGUUGUUUUCUUCUUGCAGGCCUUUUUUGACAAACCCUGUGUUGUAACCUAAAGCCAAAGAUAAUGUACCUCUGCUCUGGAGUGGAUCAUUAAGCCAGGCCCCAGUAUUUUGCAACUACAGGAGUGUACCGGGUAAAUAAUUCACCAGAGUAUCCACAUUGAACCUAGUGGUAUUUUUGCCGGAGCUGAGCAAUGCUUAUAUCAGUAUCUGUCCAUGUGUUGGAGUGAAGAUAUAUGGGUGUGGGCCUUAGUGCAAUGUAUUUGCAUGAUCGUAAAUGGAUUCCCUAUUACUAUUUAUUGGACAAAACCAUUUUACCUAAUAUAUGGAUAUCACUGUUGUGUAACGGGGUAUUUUCUCUGUGCUUUGAACUGUGGCAGCUGUGACAAACAGCAAAAUCUUGAACUAUAAAGGUGAAAUGCAGGGACAAAAUGCAUGUUUUUGAUUUGAACUAUAUAAAAUGCUUGAUGUUGAAGCAUAAAGGUAAUUUGUUAUUCACUAUAAUUAACAAAGGCAUUUUAUUUUUGUAAUACAUUUUAGGAGUUAAGCAUCUUGGAUUUGUGACACAAAUACUAGUCCUAAUUGAAUUAACGUUCAUUAAAAAGUAAUGCAAGAAA
Molecule: messenger RNA, 3983 nt
Organism: Misgurnus anguillicaudatus (oriental weatherfish)
Lineage: Eukaryota; Metazoa; Chordata; Actinopteri; Cypriniformes; Cobitidae
Gene: ppp1r15b
Product: protein phosphatase 1, regulatory subunit 15B
Biological process (GO): response to endoplasmic reticulum stress
Cellular component (GO): protein phosphatase type 1 complex; endoplasmic reticulum
Molecular function (GO): protein phosphatase regulator activity
Source: RefSeq, a predicted model, not a curated record